UGCCAACCAAGCAGAUGACCAAUAAACAGAGAGAAAAGCAGUAAUAUAGGAGUUGGUUACCAAAACAGAGAGAGGAAAAACAGAUAAACUAAACUAGUCAAUCCAAGAACAAUAAACAAGAACAAAACUGCACAAUAAAUAACGAAAGAUGUAAUUCCAAACUCAUAGUUAUUUGAAUCUUUAACAUCUGCAAGAAGAGAAGAAUAUGGAUUCGGGGCCUUCGUGGGCUGAUCAAUGGGAUUAUAACAACCCUGACCCUCUUCCGAGUACGAUGCAAGAAGAUGAGAGCAAAAAGAAGAACAAGAAGAAGAAGAAGGAAGAGGAUGGAAGCAAAAGCAGUCUUGGGAAGACAUUACUUGGGUUCAAAUGGAUGAAGGAGCUCCGCAAGAAACCUGAAAAGUGAUUAGUAAAGAGAUGUUUAAUAACAUUCACCUUUGAUACUCGUUAUUCUUUUGUAAUUACCAUUCUCUCUUCUUCAUCUCUCUUUAGCUUUAGUGCUUUACUCCAGUAACCGUUUUAACGAUCAUUAAAAGGCAAAAGAAUUCAGGCAAUGCAAACGAGAAAUUAACCAAAA
This is a messenger RNA of Camelina sativa (false flax), 574 nucleotides long. RefSeq lists its product as uncharacterized. The record is from RefSeq and is a predicted model, not a curated record. NCBI's taxonomy places the organism in Eukaryota, Viridiplantae, Streptophyta, Magnoliopsida, Brassicales, Brassicaceae.